Molecule: messenger RNA, 2623 nt
Organism: Enhydra lutris kenyoni (northern sea otter)
Lineage: Eukaryota; Metazoa; Chordata; Mammalia; Carnivora; Mustelidae
Gene: ATOH8
Product: atonal bHLH transcription factor 8
Exons: 3
Coding region: 28-999 (323 amino acids)
Molecular function (GO): DNA-binding transcription factor activity; protein dimerization activity
Source: RefSeq, a predicted model, not a curated record
GACCCUGCCUCGCGCGCUGCCCGCGCCAUGAAGCACAUCCCGGUUCUCGAGGACGGGCCGUGGAAGACCGUGUGCGUGAAGGAGCUGAACGGCCUCAAGAAGCUCAAGCGGAAAGGCAAGGAGCCGGCGAGGCGCGCGAACGGCUAUAAAACUUUCCGAUUGGACUUGGAAGCGCCGGAGCACGGCGCCACCGCCACCAACGGGCUGCGCGACAGGACCCAGAGGCUGCAGCCGGUCGCGGCCCCGGUGUCAGCCCAGCUGGCGCCGGCUGUUCCUUCAGGUGGGGGCGCGGACCCGGCUGGGGAGCGCAGGGGCGCUCGGGCGCCGGACGUCUCCGACGCGCGGAAGCGCGGCUUCGCCCUGGGCGCAGUGGGGCCGGGACUCCCCACGCCGCCGCCGCCGCUGCCACCGCCACCGCUGCCGCCGCCUCCGGCGCCCCAGGGCCAAGUACCCGGGGGUCCCGAGGCGCAACCUUUCCGGGAGCCCGGCCUUCGUCCCCGUAUCUUGCUGUGCGCACCGCCUGCACGCCCCACGCCGUCGGCGCCCCCUGCGCCCCCGGAGUCUUCCGUGCGCCCCGCGCCCCCCACGCGCCCCGGGGAAAGUUCUUACUCGUCAAUUUCACACGUAAUUUACAAUAACCCCCCGGAUUCCUCCGCGUCGCCUAGGAAACGGCCGGGCGAAGCGACCACCGCUGCCUCGGAGAUCAAAGCCCUGCAGCAGACCCGGAGGCUCCUAGCGAACGCCAGGGAGCGGACGCGGGUGCACACGAUUAGUGCAGCCUUCGAGGCGCUCAGGAAGCAGGUGCCGUGUUACUCCUACGGGCAGAAGCUGUCCAAACUGGCCAUCCUGAGAAUCGCCUGUAACUACAUCCUGUCCCUGGCGCGGCUGGCAGACCUCGACUACAGCGCCGACCACAGUAACCUCAGCUUCUCCGAGUGCGUGCAGCGCUGCACCCGCACCCUGCAAGCCGAGGGACGCGCCAAGAAGCGCAAGGAGUGACUGGUCCCAGGCUAGACCAAGGAUGCUGCUGUGCGCCUUCUUUCUGGUCAAGCCUGAGGAGAAGGUGAGCUCUCCAAAUCCAGCCUUGUCUUCUUCUCCAAGAUACCACCAGAUGCUCAGACCACUGCCUCUCAGGGUGGGGCAGGGGCACACCUGCCUCCCUCUCACCCUCCUGUCCCCCCUCGGCCACUCUGGUGACUCCGCACUUUGCCCUCUGCCUGGUGGGGAGGGGGAGAGCAAAGCCUCCCCCUUGCCCAGGGCUGCAGUAAUUCAUUGCCAAAGAUUCCACAGAGACACUGAACAAAUUGUGAGAACACCCCUCAAUGAGAAGCCGCACCAUUGCUCUAUGACUUGUGCUCCUCCUCUUGCCAAAGCCAUCCCAAGCCAAAGACGAGUCAGCAAUGAUCCCACUGGAAACUCAUGGAAGGGAUGGAUGUUUGGUGACCAUUGGAAGGGCUCCACCCUCUGACCUGGAACUCUCUUUCUACACUGGGCCCUGAGCCGGCUGGGUACAAGAUAAACUUUCUGGGGGUGGUGAGAGAGGGCUGGGGGCACUUGCAUGGAGUGGGAUAUGAGAUCCUGGCCCUCUUCUCGCCCUUGCACUGGCUGCUUAGGCCUCUGACCCUGAUUCUCAGUGUUCCCUGGGUCUAGGCUCCUUGGGCCCUGAGCAUCAAGGCAAAGGAGAAAGGGAGGAAAGAAGCAAUAUUGACCACCCUGUAUUCCACCCCAGGGACUUGCCCCACCAAGGUCACCUAAAGUGUCUCUGUUGGCCAGCCAGCCACGCCUUGCCUGUAGCUCUCACUCCUGGCUGGGAAAACAAGAUGGUGCCCUGCACGAAGGCCAGUAGUCUGUUCCCGGUUAUGCAGUGGGGAGGGGGGUGCAGAGGGGAAGAAGGGACCAGGGGAACGGGCCAGUAAUUUGGGGAGGGAGGAAGUCAUGUUCAAAGCCAAGGCCUGUUCUUCCUUGUGCUCAAAAGGCCAAAGCUGUUCACAUCUGUGCUCAACCAUCUGCUUCAAAUUGAAGUAAAAGCCCCAACAUGUAAAGAAAACACUUGCUCGUGUUGAAUGGACUCUGUGGGCGACCAGGACUGUGGCUGGUCAGUUGAGGGGCAGUUGUGGGGGAGGGGAGAGGCUGGUCUCGGCCUAGAGGUUGAGAACCCUUCAGGAGGUGGGCAGUGUGUGAGUGUGUAUGUCUGUGUGUGUCAGGGGGUAGGGGGCCCGCACCAUGACCUCAGCCUGGACUAGUGACCAGGACGCCUGGUCAGAAAUGUGGGGACCUCUUUCCACCUCAGACCUCACUCACUUCGUUCAGCCCCAGGACACCUUCUCUUGUCUGUUCCUCAGGCUCCUGGGCCGGGGCUGGAGUGUCUGCAGGCCCAGUGAGCUGACCGGAGCCUCCCUCCCUUGCACAAGUGUUUCCCAUGCACAGCCCUUGGGCAAGAACCAGAUUGUUGAGCUGUUCUGGAUCUGGGACAGAAGCAGGGGACCCAGAUGUUCAUAGUGCUCCUCAAAGCAAAGGUGCCCUGGAAGCCAGAUAGACAGAGUGGGCUUGGGAUGGGGGUGACAAGGGGAUGGUUCAGAAAAGGGGCACCUGGAUGGCUCCGUUGGUGAAACAGCCGGCUCUU